Bombus pascuorum is the source of this 9012-nucleotide messenger RNA. RefSeq names its product vesicular acetylcholine transporter-like. Gene Ontology annotation, biological process: neuromuscular synaptic transmission; acetylcholine biosynthetic process; xenobiotic transport. Lineage: Eukaryota; Metazoa; Arthropoda; Insecta; Hymenoptera; Apidae. The record is from RefSeq and is a predicted model, not a curated record. The transcript is spliced from 2 exons. Gene Ontology annotation, molecular function: choline O-acetyltransferase activity; xenobiotic transmembrane transporter activity; acetylcholine transmembrane transporter activity. Gene Ontology annotation, cellular component: AP-1 adaptor complex; AP-2 adaptor complex; membrane. The coding region runs from base 295 to 2043 and encodes 582 amino acids.
CGGUGAACGGCUCGAGGGUCGAGACCGGACCGGACGUCGCCUCAAAAUUGAGCAGUUUGUUCGCCGGACUUCCUAGUCUGGCGAGUCCUCAACGCCUCGCCAGUUCCCUCAGGCAGAAAUUCGCCAAUAACUCUGGUUACCCCCGGCCCGGCCUGAUGCGCGCCGCCCAAAUCGCGACGAUUUCUUCGUCACGAUCACUCCCAAGGUCGCAUCAAGUGAUCGCGAUUAGUUGCUCUCGCUAGACCCUGGAAGCCGUUGCUGAUCUAUUAAAGGCGGAUAUCUAAAGCAACCACCAUGACGACGAUACCGAUACUCAACAUUGAGUUCAGCGAGCUCAAGGAGAUCGUGUGGACCAAGUUGCAGGAACCGAAAGCUCAACGGAAGCUAGUUCUGAUUAUCGUGUCGAUAGCUCUGUUACUCGAUAACAUGCUGUAUAUGGUGAUAGUGCCGAUCAUACCUGAUUAUCUCAAGUACAUCGGUGCGUUUGGGGACGUGGAGGAAGAGGUGAACGCAACGGGGCCGCCUUCGCAUCACGGUCAAGAUUCAGCCACAGGAGUGUUGUUUGCAUCGAAAGCUAUCGUUCAACUAAUGGUGAAUCCAUUUUCUGGCGCUCUCAUAGACAGAAUCGGUUACGAUAUACCCAUGAUGAUAGGACUUUGUAUAAUGUUCCUGUCGACGGCUGUUUUCGCUUGCGGCCGAAGUUACGGUGUCCUAUUCUUCGCCAGAAGUCUGCAGGGAGUGGGUUCGGCGUUUGCGGAUACCAGUGGCUUGGCUAUGAUAGCAGAUCGUUACACGGAAGAGUCAGAACGCUCGAAAGCACUUGGUAUCGCGUUAGCCUUCAUUAGUUUCGGGUGUCUGGUAGCUCCACCCUUUGGCGGUGCUCUUUAUCAGUUCGCGGGCAAAGAGGUGCCCUUUCUGAUACUCGCUUUUAUCAGUCUUGCAGACGGAAUAAUGCUUUUGUUGGUGAUGAAGCCGCUAAAAGAACAAGUAAAAGACAGCCAAAAGGAACAUAAACAAACGAUACCGAUCUGGCGACUGCUCAUAGAUCCUUACAUCGCUGUAUGCGCGGGCGCUCUGAUGAUGUCCAAUGUCGCGUUGGCCUUUCUAGAACCCACUAUUUCGUUAUGGAUGGAGGAUAACAUAACUCGCGACAACUGGAAAAUGGGAAUGAUUUGGUUACCCGCGUUCUUCCCUCACGUGUUCGGCGUCGUGAUAACCGUCAAGAUGGCCAAACAGUAUCCUCAACAUCAAUGGCUGAUGGCUGCCUCUGGCCUCGCGUUGGAAGGCCUAUGUUGCUUCAUAAUACCAUUCUGCAGGUCCUACUGGGUUCUUAUGAUUCCACUCUGCGGAAUUUGUUUCGGUAUAGCUCUCAUCGAUACUGCAUUGUUGCCAACUCUGGGUUACUUGGUGGACGUGAGAUACGUCUCCGUAUAUGGUAGCAUCUACGCUAUAGCCGACAUCUCGUAUAGCGUAGCGUAUGCGGUGGGACCUAUCAUAGCCGGUGGUGUCGUAGAGGCGAUCGGUUUCACAGCUUUGAAUAUCGGCAUAGCUCUCUCCAAUCUAAUGUACGCACCUGUACUCAUGUACCUGAGGCACAUCUACGAUUUCAAACCGUUCCAAGACGAGGCGGACGUUCUCAUGCAAAAUCCACCUGACAAGGAAUACCAGACGUACGUGUUGCAAGAACAGAGGCCACUCUCCGGCGAAGUAGGCAAUCAUCUGAAUCAAACGCGUAUGGAGACGAACGUGGAUCAAGGCUACGAUCAAAAUUACCAAGCUGGACAGACUUACGAUCAAAGUGGAUACGGGCAGAAUAUUAAUGCCUCCGGAUACACUCAAGCUCCUACAAGUUACGAACAGCCACCUAUGUACGAGCAACCGGCUAAUUACGGCCAACAGCCUAUGGGUUACGCCCAACAGAGACCUUACGGACAAGAGCCGCAGGCAGCAGGUCAAGUAGAUGUGAAUCCAUUCAGGAGACCUCCUAACGUCGAUCAGAAGCCUUCCGGCGAUAGCAAUCCAUUCAGACAAGGAAUGUAUUAAUAUGGUUGACGAGGCUGCGUAGUUUAUCGGGUAUUCGUGAUCGUUCACCAUCGAAUCUACAGGCUACUUUCGCGUCACGUCACGAAUAUCGCGAAAUAGUCUUCGAGAUAGGCUUCCAAUUGUCAAGAAUGUUAGCUGUCGCACGCGUAUCGACGAUCUUCUGCGAAUUAUGGCGAUCGCAACGUUCGUUCUCUUUCGGUGAUUUCACCAAGUGCAUCGACGUCUCGUCAUCUUGUGGUUACAAAUUAUCGAAGGGGGCCGUGUCGACUUCCAGAACGAUGAUUACUUCGAGAUGUUUCGGAGCUAUAUCUCUAGAAAGUACACCGCGGAGUUCUAUGCUCGCGUAAUAUUCGACGAUGGUCUUGGGAUCAUUCGCAGUGGUAGUGUCGGGAAAUUUAAAUCGGUCUUACGGAUCAGUAUUUUUUAUUCGAGAGGCGAUCGUUUCUUCGAUGAAACUAGACGCGAAGGGAACGAUGAUGAAAUUACGAAAAACGUAGUGUUUAUAAAUCGUGAAAGGGCGUGAUUGGUACUUGACAUAUCAGUUGCCAUUAACUCGAUGACUGUUUCCGAAGUUUUAUUAUUUUACAAUUCGUUUUACCAUCUUUUCUCUGCCUUUUGCUUUGUUUUUUUUUUUUUUGAAACUUUAUUCUAUGUAAAGUUUCAGUACUUCGAUAUCAGAUUAAAUGUCCGCAUAAAUUCAUUUGACUGCUUAUUAAAUGAAUAUUAGGAAAUUAAUAAAAACAUUUGUAACAAGAAUUAAUUUGAAACUUAACGUAGUGUAAUUUUCUAUACGCGUAAUAAUUGAUAAUAUCAGUAUGAAAUUUAAAUAAUUUUAAAUUUACUUAUAAUUAGCACGACAUAUGAAACUUGCCGCGUAUUUUAAACAUAAUUUAAUAGAUAUUUUUGAAAUUAUGAGUUAUAUUAAUAAUACAUCGUAAAUAACAGUCAUCGUGUUGACAGCGAAAAAUAUAAAUCGAAUACAACAAAAUCAGGUUUCCUAAACAUAUCCAAUUCUAUAUGACAAGUAAGAGCAGCUAGAAUGUAGUGAAACAAAGUCGUCACUUUCAAUUGCAACGCGCAAAAAUCGGAACGUUUAAAAUGACAAAUUCCUACCGACAAAGUGGUCAGCGAAAAAGUAAGAGAGAACAGAGGAGAAAGGGAUAAUCUAUGAAGAUGAAGAAUCACAUUCGUCCACAUCUCGUGGGCCAAGUUGAAAACAAGAACAUAAUCGCAACGGAGGCUUCCCCUCAACAAGGACCUUUGCUCGCGAAUUGCCACGAACAUCGGCAAAUCCUCAGUUUUUAUUCGUUUUGUUUGCAUUUCAUUGUUGAACCGAAGUAUCAUAUCACUAAUUAAGGCAUCAAACUAGUAACUAUCGAAGCUUUCAUGUAGGUAAUUGUAUAGAUAAUGUAUACGGUAAGGAAGAAGUAAGUUUUCUUUAGUCGUGAUAUAUAAUGAUAUUGGCAAAGUACGUUGCGACUGUUACAACGCGUAAUAACAUAUCAUUCUUCUUUGAUUUUAUUUAUUAUCGUUAACAAUUAAGUAUUUCAUUAGUGAUGUUUUAAUUUUCAUUAAUUAAAAUACACGAAUUAAAACGUCGAACAUAGCACAAACGAAUGCUAAGGAAUAUUGAGUUGGACGAUAUUAGUUGGAUCGCGUCGAAGUAUCGGAAUGUUGAAUUCGCUGAUUAAUCAUUAAUGGUAAAGAUCCGAAAUUUUAUACAAUUUGAUAUUUAUAAUUUACGAUUUAACGAACAUCAAGAAGACUCUAAUUAAUUAGCUGAGUUAGCAGUUUUUUAGUACUUUGUCAACAGUAUUGAUAGGGCAAUUAUAUCUCAAGAGUGAAGUAAUAUUGGAUGCUACAUAUCUGUAUUUUCAUGAGCUUAGUUUUGUAUGUAGAAACACUUCCGUUCGAAUCUCGUUCGUUUGAUUCGUCAUGGAAAAUCGUGCAAUAUUUAGAUAAUACGUAGUCUUACAUUCCCAUGCAUAUUAUGUGUGUAUAUAUAUAUAUACACAUAUAUACACAUAUAGACACACACACACGUAUUUAACUGCUAUCGUGUGCCAGCGGCUCGCACGUAAAGCUUUACGAGUCCUUCGAAAUUCUUUUACCGAGACAAUUAAGUUCUUUUUUAUUCGCAUCCGCCAUUGGGCCAAACGAAGGUUAUUGGGCUGUUCGAAAAGUUCGUAGUGUUUUUAUUAGCUAACACGUAUCAGAUGAUGAAGUACUGGUCCUUGGUUGAACAUGAAACUUUACCUUUUUUACGAAGUUUUCUAUUUUAUGAAUCAGAUACAUAAUUAAGAUUAGUAUCUUAAGAAACAAAUGACCUAUUUUCAUGAAUAUAUAUAUUUAAUACAAAGAGAAUGUUAAAAGAUAAUAUUUGAAAUUAUCGUUCUUUUUCCACAUUUCGAAUUAUGGAAUCGAUCAUUUUGGCUUCCGACAGGUUCAUAUACGAAGAGCAAGUGAGAAAUUUUGAAUCUUAGUUAAAAUGUUCAUUUCUAUCAUUCUCAUUCGUCGAAUAUGGUAUGAUUCCAUUUUUACAAAACUUGUUAUAAAGUUUAUUCAAAACAUAUAGACAGGACUUUUAAUAUUCUAGAAGUCUGUAAAAGUCACUUGGGAGAAUUCAUUACCGAAAAUGUUUUUAUCGGUAUUCCUUAAAAGGCACAUAUAUUAUUCGGUGCAUAUAUUAUUCUAAAUACUAAUACUAAUACUAAUAUCGGUAAAAUACCAGUUGUGUAAAAAUACAUAUCCUUCAAAUGUUUCUUAACCUUCGCUACAAAUCUUUCGAACAACCUAAUACGUUUUCAGAUAUCUAUCUUUUAAUAGGUAAAAUCCAUUUGCUUCCGUUUUCACACGUCGAUCAAUCUCAGCCAGAAAAUCUGGCAUUUCCCAUUUAUUUGUCAAAAAAGAAAAGGAAAAGAAACAAACGAUCGCGGUUGCUAUCUUAAGUUAGAUAGGUUAGAUUGGAAGCAGUGGCGAGGAGGCGCGUGUUUCAGAGACUCGUUAAAUUUUACGCUCGUGUCCAUCGCAUGUUCGUACCUACUCGUCAAUACUCAGAGACGUCGCGAGAAAACGAACGUAUAUAGAAACGACGUGUCGUCGACGACAAUGCGCGCGAUUCGAAAAUGAUUCGACGAUUUCCGGUCGAAAUCAAGGUCACGACGACCGACAGCCCGAGGAUUCGAAGCGCGUUCACGACAAGAAUGCUGCGCGAUAUUUAGCGGUUUGUCAUUGUAUACUGUAAUACUGUCGAUACGAGAUUUCGUAAAAGUGCAUGAAACAAUUUGAUCGUGACCACAUUAUGAUUUUAGUAUGUAACGUCGAUGUCGUUCAACCGGUGCACUUCGUUUUUUCUGUCUUUCACUUCGACCUCGCAGCAUUAUCACUUCGUCGCUAAUAGACACGACGUACUACGAGGGCAAAGGGAAGUACAGAAGAACGAAGUACACCAAUCGAACGAUAUUGGCGCUACGUACUGAAGUCACAAUAUGGCCGCGAUCUAGCUUCUCACGCGGUUUCACGGGAUCUCGUGUAAAUGGUGUGCAUGUCAGUGACGAUACUUUGUCGAGAAACCGUGGUCGAGUCGUCAACCCGCUUCUCGUUCGUCGCGUCCUUUCAAUUAAUCGUCGUGAGUGCUUUGAGUUUACAGUGCCUGAACUUUCAAGUUUUUACCUUCUCUCCCGUUGUUGUGAAAUUCGUAACGCAGAAUCGUACCUAAAUCUCCCGACUUCGAUGAUUACGUAUACUCGAGUCAAAGCAGCAUAGAAUCUUUAGAUACGUGCGUAUAUUUACAUUUACGCCAUAGGCGGUCGCAGUUUUCGUACUUUUUGUUUCGUAGUUGAGACGAAAGUUCUAAUAAAAUGAUUAUACAUAUAUACACAUACAUAUAUAAAUACAUAGUAUAUAUACAUAUAUUCGGACACAUUCCUAGCAAACCUACGUUUUACGAAAUAUAACGUGUUAUGUAUCAACCUAGGCAUUCCCACGAGUAAAAUAAGAAAAUAUAAAAAUUGUUAUAUAGAAAUACGGGUGAGUGAAAUGAUACUAAUAAACCCGUACAAAGAUAUAUUGGUUUUUCAGAUGUAUUGAUUAAGGAACUAAUAACUUCCUCGAGUAAUAAAUAUUUUAUUUAUAACAUGAUUUAUAACAAUCGAUUACGAUCGAUUAUAAUUGAUUACACUAUGAAUAUUCCUACGAUGAAAUAUUUCAGUACUGAUAUUAGUAUUCAUAACGUAAUAUUUUCAUAAUCUGCGCGUUAAAAGGGAUCGACCGAUAUAUAACCUGUCAUAUUUCGUGACACGUAGCUUUGUUAGGAACAUGCCUAUACUCGCAUUGAUAAUUUCGUUUCUAUGAGCUGGCCUCUAUUAUUAACGAUCUUAGCGUAACGGUCGAUGAAACAACAACGUGUCGCUUGCCGAUGGUUAUCGAUGAGUGAUGAAUGAUCGAUUCUCGAGAGAAAUCGUUGUGCCGUGAUUUACGUGGAUAGCAUUCUCACUUAAGUUCGUUUGGGAAAAGAUCAAAGUCUUUGUUUGGUCCUUUAGAAUCGGUUGACUAUUGUAGACUUUGCUACGAUGAUAUGUACAUAUGUUGCAGUUGUUGCAACUUUGUGAAGGUCGCAACAAGAGAGUUUGUUGUGGUGAAGUGUCGGAAUAUUGUCCCUUGAGUUAGAUAUAAAGAAUAAUGGUAGUGCAUUAUUAUACUUGGUAAUGUUUAGGAAUAUAAAGACGACAUCUAUUCCACUUUUAUCAGAUAUAUUGCGCAAGGACUUAUAACAGAGAGGAUCGUUGUCCAUGUUUGUCUUUCUCAAGAAUUUCUGUUCGAUAUAUUUCAAUAUUCCCUUCAACAAAAUAUUCAUUUCAUUACAUAGUUCUUAUACGUGUACCUGCAAUUAUAUCGCAGAAGAAAUACUUCUAGUUAAAUCAUGAAGUCGUGGAGGUCGUGACAGAGGAUUUUAAAGAAGCAGUUAUUUUUCAUUCGACGAUAAGUCAAGAUAUAGAUCAUAAUAUGUAUAUUAUCAUAUUUCAUAAUAUCGAUUCUACCGUGUUGUGAGUUCAACUUCUAAUUAUUAGAAUGGAUUAGUAUCUAAAAGGUGGUAAAAUUUGACAAUGUUUUCCUUAUUGUUUUGAUAAGUUUCACAAUUUAUUACACAGUUUAAUUCUUUAUUAUGGUUUUGUUAAGUUUUGAUAUUGUAACAUAUACAUUACUUUACAUUUGUAUAUUUCAUAUUCCAUAUUAGCAUAUUCUGUGUUUAAUCUGUUGCGUAUUGCGGCUAUACAACGAAUUUUUCCCCUAUUUUCGUUAAAUUUGUACAGUAGUCUAUUGAGAAUUCACGGGACAAAAUUCUGCUACUUCGCUGCGCUCAUUUUCUGCGUGCAUUAUAAUUUAAAUUAUUAUACCGAAGUUAUAUAAUAUUAUAUCGUAUUGUGUACGUAUUAUGUAUAUAUCUAUAACAUAUAAUAUUAUAUAGGAGAUAUCUAAAAUAUAUUGUACAAGUAAAACAUAUUCUAUACAUAUAAUCCUAUAUACAUAGAAGAUGGUCGGAGAUAUCCCUUUUUUUCGUAAAACGGAUUCGCGUUGUCGAAAGCAAACGAUAACUGUCGUGCAUGGCGUCGCGCGUACCUACAUCGCAAAAUUCUAUCACAGUUAUAUAUACGUAUACGUAAAUAAUAUAACAUUUACGUAUAGGCGCGUAACACACGUACUCGUAGCUUCUUUCCUUUCUUGUAAAUACGUUACACGUGCGCGAAUAUAUUAAAAAGAGAAAAGAAAAAAAGAUGAUAUUAUAGCAAUUUCCCUCCCUUUUUCCAUGCGAGGGAGUAUAUACUGCGUAUAUGUAUAUCUCGCCUAUAUGUAUUAUAUCGUUUGUGUGUGUUGAUGGCGCGAGGGCGAGUGAUCUAAAUGUAAAGAAGAACAGGAAGGAAGAAAUAUCAAACAGGAAUGAAAAGAAAAUGUCGGGAGCGGCUGUGUCCGUCAGGUGAACGGGCAAAGGUCAUUGCGUAGAGCAGUGCGGCAGGCAUUUAGGUUGCUCGCGAUAUUUUUCUCAAUUUCGCGUGUUCAUUACCUACCUACCUUUAUCGCGCGGUAUAGCAUAAAACGGACAAAAAAAACUCGAACACUAGUAGAACUACGUAUACGUCUUAACGUUAAAUUAAGAAGGCCAUCGCGUUGCAAACGUUGGAUUGAUGCAAAAUUAAUGGGAGUUUCUAUUUUUUAAUACUUUUAUUUUUUUUCUUUUUUUUUUUUAGGGAAAUUUUAAGAAAAGGUAAUGUUUUAUAAUCGUCUUUUAAUUUUGAAAAGAUGUUGGUAUAUCUGAAAUUUAAUACACUUUGUAUUAGUUUGGAAAGAUUUGGUGUAUCGAGCUGACAAGGAUUUCUGUUUUUUAAUUUGAAUACAUUCGCACACCUAUACCUUGGAACAUUAUAACGAAUUUGCUGAUUAGUAUCAAAUUGAUGUAUAUUUGCUCAAAGUUGAAGUUUUUUCAAAUUUCACUCUCAACCACGUGAUGUAGCUUAACGUAAUUAUAGAAGGUACAAUAUUAUCCAAAAUAUCUUGUACAUGCGAAAACUUCUAUUAUCCUUGCGUCAAUCUGUUCUAAUCUGUCCUUGCAUAAUACACUUUGAGACUGUUUAAACGAACACAAAGAAAGAAAAGAAAAAUAGUGUCAGGGUUCCGAUUCACCAGCACUUCUGGUGUGUAUAUACAUACACCGAAGCUAAACGCACGUGCACACACUAACGAGUAUAUAUACACGAAUAUAUUUGGCGGUACACGGUACAUGAAUCUAAUAACAUCGUACACAGAAGAAAAACAAAGAUACACGGUUGGAUUGAUGACGUACACAGCGAAACACACAUGUAUGUAUGUAUGUAUAUUUAAAGGAAUCAAGUGUCGAACUGCGUAUGUACUUGAAACCUAUGAUAUUGUAAUGUUGUUGAACCGGUUAUUAAAGAUGUCAUUGUUACCAAAGAA